AUGAUUUCCCGUCUUCUCCUGUUCACACUGUUGUUUGUCUCCUUGACAACUUCAAUUGACCUAACUACUUGUGCUCGAAUGGAUGUUCCGAUUCUCAGCAAGGCGGCUCGCGGCCUUUGUAUUACCAGUUGUAGUAUGCAGAACUGUGGCACCGGAAAUUGUCAGAAACGAGGUGGCCGUCCAACUUGUGUGUGCAGUCGUUGUGCGAAAGGAGGUGGAAAUAUUCCAUUAGCAGCUUUUAUCAAGGGAUAA
This is a messenger RNA of Caenorhabditis remanei, 252 nucleotides long. RefSeq lists its product as uncharacterized. Lineage: Eukaryota; Metazoa; Nematoda; Chromadorea; Rhabditida; Rhabditidae. Bases 1 to 252 code for a protein of 83 amino acids. The record is from RefSeq and is a predicted model, not a curated record. Gene Ontology annotation, biological process: defense response to other organism. The transcript has 2 exons.